GCCGGGCCGCGGCCCCCGUCCCCCGCCCCGGUGUGCGGCGGCGGCGGCCUGAGGCCAAGGGGGGGCGGCGGCGGCGGCGGCGGCGGCGGCGGGGCUGGGAGCGCCCGGAGCCCCCGGGGCCGCGGCCGAACCCGGGAAGACCGACACCAACGGCUGCAGUCAGGCGUCGUGACAAGAAGCUGCUUUUCAGAGGAAGGAGCCGUGGUGCUCUGCUGGCCUGUCAGCACGAUUCUGACAACUCCAGACCCUGACUGCCCUCGCAGCUGGGAUUUUGCCAUCCCAAACCAGAUAUCUGCCACUUCCCACGUUGAAACGAGGCGGCGUGUGAAUUGCAACUGCCAGCUACGGUACCUGAGGGCAAAGACUCUUUUUUUUUUUUUCUUUUUCUUUCCCCCUCUUGUGUAGCUGGACGGUAGAGCAAACACACCGAGAUGUCUAAAAAGCAAAAUGCAAAAGAUCCGUCUGGGUUUAUUUUUGAUGUGCAGUCCAACACUGUGAUGGCCCAAGGAGGAACCUUUGAAAACAUGAAGGAGAAGAUCAGCGCAGUGCGUGCCAUAGUCCCCAACAGGAGCAACAACGAGAUCGUCCUCGUGCUGCAGCACUUUGACAACUGCGUGGACAGAACGGUGCAGGCCUUCAUGGAAGGCAAUGCCAGUGAAGUACUGAAAGAAUGGACUGUAACAGGCAAAAAAAAGAACAAGAAGAAGAAAACCAAACCGAAACUGCAAGCCGAGUCGAGCCCUGGCCUCGCAGACCCCGGGAAAUUGGUGCCCACUGAAGAGGAGCCGUCGGCGGACUCGGAGCAGGGUGGAAUUAACGGUUACCAUGUGAACGGCUGCGCCCACGACACCGAGUCUGUGGACUCGCUCAGCGAAGGUUUGGAUGCGCUUUCAAUUGAUGCCAGGGAGCUAGAGGAUUGCGAGUCUGCCGCACCAGCCAUGCCUAAUAGAACAGCAGUGCCUGAGCUAGAGAAUGGAAUAGCAGGCUUUGACACAAAAUCGCUCACCAUGCAUCCUUCCCAGAGCCCUUCAUCUCUUAGACAGCGGCCUGAGCAGAGGAGCGCUAGCAGGUCUCUGUCCAGAUCCACUGCGGGCAACUCGGCUCCCGCCUGCCUGCCAGGAGCGCGGCUGGAUGACGUUCCCAUCUCACCUGCCAACAAGAAGCUCGGUUCUAAUAUUGAAAAAUCAGUGAAGGAUCUCCAGCGCUGCACCGUUUCACUGGCUCGGUACCGGGUUGUGGUGAAAGAGGAAAUGGAUGCUUCCAUUAAGAAGAUGAAGCAGGUCUUUGCUGAACUGCAGAGCAGCCUUAUGGAUCGCGAGGUGGCGUUGCUGGCCGAAAUGGACAAAGUGAAAGCAGAAGCAAUGGAAAUCCUGGUCAGCCGACAGAGGAAGGCCGAGGCCCUGAAGAAGAUGACUGACGUGGCAGUGCGGAUGUCGGAGGAGCAGCUGGUCGAGCUCAGAGCUGACAUAAAGCACUUUGUGAGCGAGCGGAAGUACGAUGAGGAGCUGGGCAGGGUGGCGCGGUUCACGUGCGAUCUGGACGUGCUGAAGAAGAGCAUCGCCUCCUUCGGGCAAGUUUCUCACCCAAAGAACAGCUACUCCACCCGUUCCCAGUGCAGCUCUGUCACAGCCGUGUCCCUGAACAGUCCCAGCGAGACCUCCGCUCCCUCCAGCCCCGCGUGUGCCUCUGCCUCCGCCUCGAGCCUUACCGCAGCGAGCAAGAAGCCCUCGGCCCCUGCAGAGGCAGCAGUGGGGGCCACCAGCAGCCGUCCUUCCCAGCCUCCCCGAGAGGCUGCCCCGGGGAACAGGCGCCCAGGAGCCGGUUUCAGGCCCCAGGGCCAGCGUCACACCGGUUCCCCCGCCACCGGGCGACCCAGCUGGAACCGACACCGGAGCAGGCCGGGCCAGGCGCACGGCGGGCAUCAGAACCCCCCGGGGGUCCAGCCCCUGGGCAGCCCCCGCCAGCCGCAGCCCCCGGAGCCCGGCCCUGCCGCCAGCACGCACAGCCCGGGGCUGCCGCAGCGCAAGCCCCGAGCCAGCCGCCAGGAGGGAGCCAGCUCCUGAGGGCACCGCGCUCUCCCCUCCGGUCCAGCGAGGGAACAAGAGUGUAGGAAGCUCCUAGCCAGAGUUGUUAACGAAGGAAAGUUUACACUUCUCUUUUCUCAUGCCAUUGUUCAGUUGGUUUUCUUUUCCUUCUCAUCCCUUCUCCCCCCGUUGUCUGCUGUUCUCACGCCUGUGCUGCGCUGUCCCCGUGUUCAGCCCUCCCCACGCUCCCCUUUCUUUUACCUUUUCCUUUCCCCUCUGUAAAUCCCUGUGGCUCCGAUCCCACCAUUGGCAGAGGGGGGCCCCAACGCAGCCCCCAGCCCCUUUUUAUUUUUUCCUGUGCACCACCACUGGGGGCUCACCUCGGAGGAGCCCGUGGCAGCCCUGGCCUCAUGCUGGCAAUGAGGCUGAGCGCUGCGAAACGGGGGCUAGAGGUGGUUUUGGGGGAGCUGGGGGCUGCAUUUUGGGGGGGGCCUGGCAGAAAUCCAGACCUCUGCCUUCAGGGUGUGUGGGGGAGGGGGGAACACGCAGCCAAUGUUUGCACCCUUUGCUCCUCUCUUUGUUAUGUUUGGGGGAAAAUCUCUUCAUUUUAUUCACUCUCCCCUUCUCGCCUGCCCCUUCAUACUGCAGCCUCUGUCCCUAAAUUAAAUUUAUAGCAAUAUCAAUUAGCAGAGCUAAUCCUAGGCGAUACCAGGUGGGAAGCGCGCCGGGCCUCCCUUAGCCUUGUUCGAAUAAAGACGUUCACGUUCAACGCCA
Molecule: messenger RNA, 2798 nt
Organism: Cygnus atratus (black swan)
Lineage: Eukaryota; Metazoa; Chordata; Aves; Anseriformes; Anatidae
Gene: SPATS2
Product: spermatogenesis associated serine rich 2
Exons: 13
Coding region: 432-2063 (543 amino acids)
Cellular component (GO): cytoplasm
Molecular function (GO): protein binding
Source: RefSeq, a predicted model, not a curated record